Molecule: messenger RNA, 978 nt
Organism: Adineta ricciae
Lineage: Eukaryota; Metazoa; Rotifera; Eurotatoria; Adinetida; Adinetidae
Source: the annotation of a GenBank genome assembly
AUGAAGAUCAUUGGUGACAAUGCCCAUCUCCAUAAAAGUAUAUGCACGUGUAUACCAUCAGAUCGAUCUUUCAUCUGUAUGUACAUUAACGAAUCAUCUAAUCGAUCGAAUUCUUUUCCAGAUGCACUGUUUAUGGAUGUGGUCAAUGAAGAAAUAGGUAGAAUGCUUCCACCUAUCAGAGGUUAUGAAAACCAGCCGUUGGUAUCACUCGAAGAAGCAAUUCAGCCGGUUGCACAACAUUUCACAAAUAUAGACGCAAAUGUGCAUGUGGCGAAGAAAAAUUGUGCGAAAUUAGACGAUUCUUUAACCGUGGAUGAGUCGGCUGCCAUAUACUUAUAUACAAUGGCAUUCGAUGACAAACCAAAUCUAUACGAAAUACUCAAUAGUUCUUUACGAAAUGCAAAUCGUCGACAACUUAAACCCUGGUCAUUAUUUCUGAAAUUAUUUCUGACUGCGCUCUACAAACUUCCUUCAUCAUCUCGUACAGUCUGGCGAUGUGUACGUGGCGUAGAUUUAACUUCGGUUUAUCCAAAAGGCAAAGACAUCGUAUGGUGGGGAGUGGGUUCGUGCAUCGGCGAUGUUUCGAUGCUUGAAGACGAUCGUUUUCUCGGUAAAAACAACGCUGGUACACUUUUUUUCAUUGAGUCGCGUAAUGCUAAGUCGAUAAGACAAUAUUCGUGUGAAAAAGAUACAAUCGAAGAAAUCAUUCUCAUGCCUGGUUCCUUCUUUCGUGUUAACGAUCACAUGCCGGCGAAGAACGAUCUUCGUGUUAUUCAUCUCGUCGAACAUGCUCCACCCUUCACCCUGUUGGAAACACCGCUUAUCAGCCGUCAAGUCUUAUCACAACAACGUACUGUUCAAGAAAUGGCUGGCAUAACUGAGAGCAAAACGACAAUAGUGCGUGCAAGACCAUUCGAUGAAUUUUUGGUACAAUCGCCAACUACUGACAAACCGACAGAACCUUCGGACAAACCAUGA